Messenger RNA from Leptinotarsa decemlineata (Colorado potato beetle), 1059 nucleotides. RefSeq lists its product as uncharacterized. NCBI's taxonomy places the organism in Eukaryota, Metazoa, Arthropoda, Insecta, Coleoptera, Chrysomelidae. The record is from RefSeq and is a predicted model, not a curated record.
UUCAUUUGUAAUACCAUAGUAUUCUCUCAUUGAAACAAGUGAAAGUUGUAAUAAUUGCAAUAAUACGCACGCACUUUUUAAUCUGGUAACCACCGGCAGUUUAGGAGAGGGGUGUAAGAGGGCGGGGGUCCGGAAGAGAAACAAACGAGCGGGAGUUGGUCACGAAAACAAGCCGACGCAUUCGUCAUUUGUUAUCCACCAAACAAAGUUGGUAACGCUAAUAGAAUCAUCGUUCAUCGUUGAAAAUAAAAAUCGAAGAUGCGGGAAAGUCUGAGCUACGGCAUGUUUCCAUUGCUUCCCGAAAACAUGGACACGGCGAUGUUAAAUUCCGGUUCGAAUACUUUGAUUUCCUUCAACGGGUAUUACGGAUAUCAACCCCAAAUCAAUCCACCGGACAAGGGGAGCACCAGAAACGAAAAUCAGGAGCAGGCAAGGAAUGACAGGAUGGAUAUGGACGUUCAAAGCGAAGAAAGUGAUAUGCAAAUGCAAAUGGUAAAUGUUCGGCGGCAUAUAAACAGGAAACGCCGAUCGGAGCACGUUGCGGAUAUCAGAGAAUUCAAAAAAAGGCGCGAUUGUUCCGAUGCAAAUGACAGCCCCCCGACUCUGCCCCCAAAGAUCAACCCUGUACCAACUCCUCUCAUAACGCCCACGAGAAAACCGACUCACAAUAUACCGGACCUGUCCAGGUGUACGAUGGGGCACUACUUCUAGAGGUUUCUAGUCGCAUUUGUAGAUUUUAGAAAAGAAUUUAUCGUUUUCAUUAGCUCACGGAUUUGUUUCUUCCUAGAAGACACGAAAAAGGACCUGAGAACUGUAGCCAAAGAAGAAAACGUGUUGGAAGAUAUCUUGAUGGGGACGCAUGGUGUUAGUUUGUAUCAUUGGAUGUGCGAGCGGGAUUAAAAAAUAUAUUUUUAGUUGGUCUCGAUUAGCUUAGUUAUUUUUUUUUUGGAAUAAAUAUGUAACUAGUAAUACUUUGAUGAAUAUCGUUUUGACGCGUGUAAUAAUUUCGUACUUUUAUAUUAAUAUUGGUUAAUAAAGCUAAUGUGCGUUUGUGUUUCA